CGAGCACGUCGACAUCAGCAGUAUCACAGCACAGGAGACUACUGGAUGAUGCACUUUGACACCAACGCACCCGUCCUAAAGUUUCUCAACGACCGACUACGAGCCGAUCCAAGGGUGAUCAAGUGGACUGCACUCAAGCUCGGAGACAAGCUUGACCAGAUCACACCCAAAGCCACCUCGGGAGGUCUCGACUCGCACUCGGACGCUCCUCAAGCAAGAGCGCUGUUUGGCGGCAAGACCAUCCGCUACGGCUGGCAGUAG
Messenger RNA from Mycosarcoma maydis (corn smut), 261 nucleotides. RefSeq lists its product as uncharacterized. The annotation marks the transcript as partial. NCBI's taxonomy places the organism in Eukaryota, Fungi, Basidiomycota, Ustilaginomycetes, Ustilaginales. The record is from RefSeq and is a predicted model, not a curated record. Gene Ontology annotation, cellular component: ribosome. Gene Ontology annotation, molecular function: structural constituent of ribosome; rRNA binding. Gene Ontology annotation, biological process: translation. The transcript has a single exon.